Molecule: messenger RNA, 1284 nt
Organism: Eimeria maxima
Lineage: Eukaryota; Apicomplexa; Conoidasida; Eucoccidiorida; Eimeriidae
Exons: 8
Coding region: 1-1284 (427 amino acids)
Source: RefSeq, a predicted model, not a curated record
AUGAGCAUUGUAUCCGCUAAAACAUCUUCUGGAGCCUCGGGCAUUCCCCAGGAGCUCCACGAGGAUUGUUGCGACAGUGCCACGGCGGUUUCUUGCGUCCCUUCGUCAUCGGCAUCCUUACUUAAGGGUGUGGGUAUCGGCCAAACUCAUCAGGCAGAGUCGACCUCUGGAUAUGAGGCAUUUGGGUCAAGCAUUUGCCUUCACUUCCGCGGUCUAAAGGACUUAGCUGCACAGUUAUGCGGGGUUGGCAGCUCCGUUGGUGGCUUGAGGGGGAAUGAACCAGGAGACCAGGGAUUGAACUGGAAAGACGUAGGGGGCCGGAUAGCCGUAACAGAGGUCGGAGGUGCAGCAGUCGAGGCUGGGAUUGCGCCAUGGGAAGCAGCUGAAAUCUUUGCUGACAUUUUCAAGACGAGUAUUUUGGGCCUUUGCGCGGACACAGAGCUCCACCUUCUCUUUCUUGCGGCCGUCGCAGUGGGGGGCGAAAUGCAACCAAACUGGCACUCGUAUCUCUCCGUCUACGACAAGCUUGACCCAGCUGGCAGAGAGGCCAUAAAGGCACAAGGAGUACCUCGUCACUGCAUCAACGACACUGCUGACCUCCUGCUUCUUGAACAGCUUAAUUUCACCCAGCUACGAAGACGCGUCGAGUUGGAAGCCCACCGUCGCUUUUUCUUUGCCCUUCUGUUGCACGACGUGUACCGAGAAGGCACAGCUUACCAGAGUGUUUGGUAUCUCGCGAAGUGCACUGAUGGCCUGCGCAGCGCAGGGGCGGCGUUAUCGGAGAUUUGCUUCGUACUGGCAGGGAAGCUAAAGCUUGCCUGUUCACCUGCUGGGGCACUAGCUUCCGCCUUGACAGACCCUUCUCGUCAAUGCGGACGCAAUCACGAAGCUAUUCGCAAUGAAGACGAUGGGGGCCCAGCUGCACUCCAACAGCUCCUGCAGCUAGACGGCAUGACCCCGAGACGCGCAGCCGCUCUUCGCGCUGCUCAGAUAUACACAUGUGCCCAGGUUGCCAACACACCACUGUGUGAUCUAUAUAAGGCAUUAGAAGCAGCAGAACCCGCCCAACUUGCCCCCACAGAAACUGCGGCGCAGAGUGACCAGAAGGUUUGGGGGCCAACAAAUUCCCGACUGCGCGCACGAUUGUUGACUGCCAGCGUGAAACUCAAAGAUGCAGCGCAGAAAGAACAAGAGAUGCGGAUGCAGGCGCUGGAGGAUGAAGCGGCGGGGCACUGGUCGUUGAUAAGGAAAGCCACCAACAGUUCGGGAGAUGAAGAUGACUGA